Molecule: messenger RNA, 6897 nt
Organism: Limulus polyphemus (Atlantic horseshoe crab)
Lineage: Eukaryota; Metazoa; Arthropoda; Merostomata; Xiphosura; Limulidae
Exons: 10
Biological process (GO): regulation of synaptic transmission, glutamatergic; G protein-coupled glutamate receptor signaling pathway
Cellular component (GO): membrane
Molecular function (GO): group II metabotropic glutamate receptor activity
Source: RefSeq, a predicted model, not a curated record
AAAGAAUGAUACUUUUUAAAAGUGCUUAUUUAGCGCUUUUAUUCCUGCUAUUCAAACAAUGGGUGUUUGUGAUUGGACAAAAUUUGACAAAUGAGGAAUGUCUGGUUUCGAAUCGUUACUUGGAGGUGGUGCCAGAUGCCGACGUCACCAUUGGAGUCCUCUUGAACGUUCAUCAACCAGGAAAAGGGAUUUAUGGCUGCGGCAAUACGACGGUAGAGGGCGUCGAAACUUACGAAAUAUUGCGAUGGGCCGUUUCGCUGCUAAACCAACAUGCAGGGGUUAUCAACGGGCAGAAUAUCACUGAUACAUUUAUUCCUGGUAUUAAAAUAGGUUUGAAGAUUUACGACACUUGUGGCCACUCGGGGGCAGCAGUGGCGCAACUGACUGAAUGGUUUCCAGAAAUAAUUUCUGACUCAGGAUUUUGCUCAGCCACGUCAAAUGCCACGUCAGAUUGGAUAAUUGGUUUAAUCGAUAUGACAAGAUUAACAAGUCUGCCUCACGUGACUGAUUCUCUUCAAGAUAACGAAAUACCCAUAAUUCCAUUAGAGUUCAGUGCAACGGUUUCUCCAGAUCAUCUUGCAAUGACCAUAGCUGAAGUCGCCCUCGACAUGGAAUGGGAAAAAAUUGCUGUCUUACAUGCGAACGACAAGCACAGUAUUCGUGCAACCGAAACACUAGGGCAAGUAGCAACGAUUGGAAAACUGUGUAUUUCUAAAGUAGAAAGUAUCCCAUCAGAACAAAACGAGGAAGGUUUCAGAUCUGGGAGAAAAGCGUAUCGCGAUCUGCUUAACAGAGUCACCGUUGAGCUGGAAGAUAAAACGCCUGUUAUUGUGAUUGGCCAUGGACGUAUAAUACAACGUUUCAUCCAGGCGAUGGCCGAGGACCCCCAAAAGGUGGCGAGGUUUCAGUGGAUCUUUUCUUGGAAUCCGGAUAUAGAAUCUCUUGCCAGCUUAGAAAAUACAUUGAACAAAAAGAAUGUCUUUUCUAUCGCCGUCUAUCCGCAAGCUGUCCGUCAGCUGGAAGAUUAUUGGGCUAAGCUUCAGGACUUGGGUUCCACAACUAUGCAAGAAAGUCGCUGGUUUCUAGAGUACAUUAUGAGCAAUAAAAAGUGCAGUGUGAUGGGUCUUGAUGGGUCACAGUUUAGAAACCUCCCAGUUUGUUCUAAUCACCUUCUUUCAGAGUCUCCUGGUCAGGUAUUAUUAAGAACAUCACGAGCUAUUCCAAGUAUUCACGCGCUCUUUACAUAUGCACACGCACUUCGUAAAGCUUGGGAAAUCAAGUGCUCUGGACGUCCUGGUGCUUGCUCAUCUUUCCAACAGAUGUCGCGACGAGAAUUUAUACAGCAGUACUUAAAGCCGUUAGAAUUUACUCUUAGAGCCAAUAACAGGAGCCCUCCUGAAGUGAGCGGCCAGAAAUUCCGAGGAAGCCAACUGGGAAAAGUGGAUAAUAUACAUUUAGGUUUAACACUGUAUACAUUUGAUAAAACUCUGGGAGUAGAACCUCGACAGUUAGUGUUUUACGACAGUGUUCGAGCCCACGUUGUUGACAGUCAUUUUGAAUAUUACCCUUCUACAUGCUCACCAAGUGGGUGCAUGCACUGUGUCAAAAUAAGCCAUGGCCAACUGGAAGAUUCCAAAGAAAUGCCUAGUGGGUUCGUAAUGAUAGACCAAAAGGCAGAUCUAAUGGUUCCUAUACUUCUACCAAUCCACAAACCUGGAUCUUCGCCGCUAGAGUGCAGCACCGCUAUUAACAACGACGCUAUUCAUGAUCUAGAGGCUGCUUUGUGGACACUGGACAAAAUUAAUAGUGAUCCGCGAUUUUUACAGGGGAUUAGUUUGGGAGCUGUCGUUAUUGACACGUGUGGGUCGAGCCUAAAAGUCGCUCAGCACUUGUCUAGUUUUAUUGCAGAAAACUCCGAGCAACUUGAUAUUAUCUCAGUGUUAGCUGUAGUCUUCGCCACAUCACCCGAAGAAGCUGUCACUGCAGAAUCUAUAUUAACUCCUCUAAACCUUACCAGUGUGUCCACUGUGGAUCUUUCAACCAAUAAGAAAAGGAGUUCUUACAGUUUACAAACAGCUGCACCAGCGAAAACGAAGUCUAAGGCCAUCGUAGAAGUCCUGAUGCACUUUGGAUGGGCAUUUGUGACAGUUGUUCACAGUACAGACUAUGACAGUCUUCAUGGUCUUCAGGCAUUUAUCACAGAAGCCAAGUAUGCUUCCAUCUGUAUUGAUGUUCAACUGUCGAUGGAAGGAGUAGGUAAUACUGAAGCUGGAUUGUUAAACAAAAUAAUGAGAAAACUGGUGGAUUCCAGAAAGCGUGGUGCUUCAGUGGUCAUUCUUUUUCUAAAUGACCAUCAUACCAGUAUUUUCUUUUCCGAAUUUCAGAAAGCAAUCGCUGAUGGAUUAGUGACUCGUAAUGAUUUUGUUUGGUUACGAAACGGAAUCGGAGGAGUGGAUUUAGAUAUCUUAGAGAAGUUUGGAAAAGGCAUUGCUGGUUCCUUGGUUUUUAGAGAAGCCUAUAAAGAGGUCCAGGAGUUUGUGACGCACUUCCGGCGACUUAGUCCAGAAACAAACAAACGCAAUCCUUGGUUCCAGAAAUACACGGAAGAACGUGUUAGAUGUACUGAUCCAGAAUGCACUGGUUCUCUGCGGAGUUCCAGAGCUGUAAAAGUUAUGCAAGCUGUAUUGUCCGUCGCUUCCGGUUUAGCUCGUUUCAGAAAUGAGUUUUGUCAAGCCGAAAGGGGGCUGUGUCCUCAUUUACUUCGUCAGCCAUCACUACGCCUCAUCCUUAACAAGUACAUUCAGCAUACAGCAUCUGCAAGGCCUGAUGAAAAGAAGUCGAUUUUCAUGUUUAAAGAUGAUGGAGUUGGGGACGUUCCAAUCGAAAUCUUUAAUAUGAGAAGAGGGAUUAACCAGACAUUUAAUUAUCAUCAGGUUGGGACAUUUCAUAAUCAUCUGACCACCCUGGUAAACAUGGUAACUUAUGGAACUCAAGGAGAAGAGAUUUCAAUGGAGAAUACAGUAUCCGAAUGUAGCUUAGACUGUGGUCGUUGUGAGAGUCUCAACCCGAGUUUUCUUGUAGUACAUUCCAAAGACCAUUUUUAUUUGGGUGCAACCUUUGGUGUCCACAAGUCAUCUUUAAAUGCCCUAGAGUGUGGAGAAUUAGAUUCCUUUACUGGAAUUCAGCACGUGGAAGCAUUCUUGUGGGCAUUAGACCAGGUCAACAAUGACCCUCGAAUAUUGCCUGGUGUUACUUUAGGGGGUGUGGUUUUUGACACGUGCAACAAUCGUAUAAAGACGUCACAAAAUAUAUUCGAUUUUUUUAGCCAAUCAUCGCCCGUUCCAGAAUUAUCGAAAGCUGGAGAUGGUUCCAAACUUCUCUUUCCUGGGAAGAUAAUGGGCUUCCUCGCUGACCAACGAUACGAUGUGGUCAAGCCUGUUAUUGAUCUCACCAUUCCUCAACAGAUAACCACACUGGCACAAGAACUGACCUCAUCAGAGUUCAACAACUUGAACUGGUAUAAUUACGUCUUAAGACUUUCACUGCCAAACGUUUUGAUAGCAGAUGCCAUGGUCAGGAUUUUAAAAUUAUUUCGUUGGAAUUACGUCUCUGUGGUAUAUUCUCACAGAGAUCAUCAACAAGAAGACCUCUUUCAGAACUUCAAGACAGGGGCUAAGAAAAACCACAUCCAGUUGGCACUGACAGAAAAGGUUCCAGAUAUUAAAGCUAGCUGGUUGAAUGUUCUUCGACGAUUGAACUCCAAAAGAGAUGAUGGAGCAAGAGUUGUGGUGCUUCUGUUAAUUGGUGACCACCUGAAGCAGCUCUUUGAGGGUCUCCAGAUGAUUACUGAAGAGGAACCUGAGAAAUUUGGACACUUUGUUUGGAUUACUUAUGAGAAUCUCGAGGUCUUCGAAAAAUUCUCCAAAUACUCAGUUGGUGCUCUUUCCAUCCGACAGGUGACGGAUCAUAUACCUGCUUUUCAAGAAUAUUUUCAACGUUUGAGUAUUCGGAAGAAUUCUAGAAACAUUUGGUUCCGAGAAUAUUGGGAACACGUGUUCGGAUGCCGGGGAGCAGCCUGUUAUAGUGGACACCAGAGUGGACUCAAAGAUGUUCCUUUUUUCCAAGACCCUGGUGUUAAAAACGUGGUGAGCAGUGUCUUUGCUCUCGCCCAUAGCUUGGAAGUGGCAAGAGUUCAAUUCUGUCCUGGAAAGUCCAAAGGAAUUUGUGUUCAGAUGAAAGAAAGUCCUGAAUUAAGACAACUUAUCUUAAAUUCAACCAAGAAUGCUCAAAUAGUUGAAAAUGGUAAAACUACGAGACUCUUCACAGAAAAGAACUAUGGUACUAAAGGAUUAGACAUUUUGAACUUCCGUCAAGUGGGAAGCAGUACUCAUGGUUUUGUGAAGAUUGGACGUUACACGGAAAGAGGAGGAUUAAAUAUGAGCAUGAAUAGAAUUAGAGGUUUCGACAACAAUGGCCGUGAAAAUAGCCUUCAGAAAAUAGUCUCUAGCUGUUUGAAAAGCGACAGAUGUGGGAAUGAGAUUGUUUUCCGGCUACCUACUGUAAUGAAGUGGGUUUCUAAAAACAAUAGUUAUGUCAUCACUUCUGUGAUGUCUGUCCAUCAGCCAGGGGAGACGUUUUUUUCAUGUGGUUCGCUUAAUCCAAAAUCUUUUCAAAAUUUGGUAGCUCUGAUUUUUGCCGUGAAGGAGAUGAACAAGAACAUUGGGUUAAUUCUAGGAGAAACCCAAGGACUGAUUGUUCUAGAUGACUGUGGUAGAGUUGAACGGGCUAAAGAAAAAUUAUUUAAUUAUUUAACCGUAGAAAGUGAGAAGAGGCUUAACAAGUCUGACACAGAUUCCAAAAAUGUCAUUGCUGCUGUGACAUUCGACCACCAGGUAGCCACUGAAGUUUCGCCAAUUCUGCAAGCGAAGAUGAUCCCACAAGUAAGCACAUCAGUUGUGUGGUCAAACGGAACGAGUAUUAGUACAAACUUUAUUAUGGCCAUUCCAUCCCCUGUGAAGUUACAAAUAUUGGCUGUAAUGGCGCUGUUGAAGAAAUAUGAUUGGACCUACGUAAAUGUCAUUACGACCAAUGACAUAUUUGGAAAGUUAGCACACGAGCAAUUUGCUGAAACAGCGAAAAAUUACACAAUUUGCAUCGCCGAAACGCUAACAAUGAAUAUUGAUUUCAAUAUAAAAAACCUCACGAAAGAAUUUACUGUCUUAACCUCUGAUGCAAAUGUACGUGUCACAGUACUCUUGACGAACAGCACUCUUGCAACGAGGGUAAUGUUACAGGUUGCCGAAGAGGCGAACCUCAUUGACCGUUAUAUUUGGGUUGCCACCGAGGGCUGGGGUUCUGAGAAUCGUCUUGAAGGAGUUUUAAAAAAUAAUACAUUGAAUGCUUUAGUAGUGAAACUGGAGAAUCACGAUAUUCCAGAAUUUCGCCAUUUUUUUACUAGAAUGACACUCACUAAACACGAUCCAAUUCCUGAUUCCUGGUUUGAAGAAUUCUGGCAACACUAUUUUAGGUGCCAACUGCUAAGUAGCUUCAUUAUCCAGCAUCAGUACCCGGAUGUGUGUACUGGGCAGGAGAGUUUCACAGAAGUGGACUUUCAACAGGACGGUCAAGUAUACCGGACAAUUACAACUAUAAGGUCCAUAGCUCAUGCACUUCGCUCUGUUCUGACCAAACGUUGUCGUCCAUUUUCAAACACUAGCAACUGUGAAGGAAUUAGCAGAGAACUGUUAGCUAGUGAAAUCAGAAAAGAGCUUGAAGGUUCAAAAAGUGAAGCCAAAGUUCCAGAAACUGGCUCUAUAUUCGGCUAUCAAGUUUUUAAAGUGCAGAAAAAUCUUGAAGGGAAAUAUUUUUAUCAUUUGAUUGGACUUUGGAAGAAUCACAAACUGGACCUCUCCGAAGACUUCUUAACUUCUUACGACACAGUGCCAACAUCCGUGUGUUAUGGGAACUGUGAAAAGUGUAAAGAUGACGAAGACAAUAAAGACGACUUGAUCUACAGAGGAUCAAUCUACAUGAACUUCAAGACCGUGUGGGGGAUCAUUGUCACGGCCCUUUCUCUUUUUGGAAUCAGUAUGGUGAUAGUCUGCGCCCUCUACUUCCUGGUAGCGUUUCCAGUAGUGAUAGGAACAACAGUACUAGGGUACAUCAUCUUACUGGGAAUUCUUGUUUUAUUUGGGGUAAACUUCGCCUUCAUUUUCGCUCCAACAACUUACACGUGCGCUGUACGUCGAUUUGUUAUGGGGUUGGCUUAUGCUGUCAUCUUCUCGGGAAUGUUGAUGAAAGUGAUGAACGCCUGGAGACUGAUGGGCUACAGGAACAGUAGAGUUCUGAAUGAUGGCUCUCGUUUCAACACCCCUACCGGUCUGCUGAUAAUGGUCGCAGGUCUGGUUGCUAUUCAGGUAAUACUGACCACUGCCUGGUUAGUGCUGCGGCCACCAAAAGUCAGUGUGUACAAUCAGGUCUGGAGAUGUUCUCCAUCCUCCGCGUUUGAAGACGAGUUUAUUAUAUCUUUAGUGUAUGUAAUGCUGCUUUUGGCGUUGUCCAUCCUGUUCUCCAUCUUAACCUGGAAAUGUGCCGACGGCAACAGGGAACCCCGUUGGAUUAUGGUCAGUUGUAUCGUGACUGUUUUGGUCUGGGCGGCCUGGACUGUUUUGUCCCCCCAUCUAAGUCCAAGAUACCGCGACGUUACGAUCAUUGUAGCUAACUUAGUGUGUGCUACUGUUAUCAUGUUGUGUUUAUAUGUGCGCAAGGUGUACAUAUACAGUAAAUACACGAAACAGACUCGCGAGCGGGGCGUUAAGACGCAUCUCCAGCCAUCUAGGAAAGCUCGUUCCAAAUAUGGAGCGUUUCAGAAAGAAGGCGUGUCAUCGUCGACUUACG